Messenger RNA from Drosophila kikkawai, 402 nucleotides. RefSeq lists its product as uncharacterized. The record is from RefSeq and is a predicted model, not a curated record. NCBI's taxonomy places the organism in Eukaryota, Metazoa, Arthropoda, Insecta, Diptera, Drosophilidae.
UAGCAUAGGUCAGUCUAUCGAAAGCCUACCUCAGUUCACCAUGAAGUUCCUUCCUCUAUUCGUCGUCCUUCUCCUGCUCGGCUGCGCCUCGCUGGGCAGUGCAGCUGCUGUGGGCAAGCCCACGGGCCAGCCCGGUUGCCAAACGGAAGAGGAACUGGCGGUGCGGAACUAUGCCCACUUCUACCUGAAGAACUCAUACUGGAGCUGCCAAGCCUUGGGAGUUCCGGCCACCCUCAGCUCGUGUGCAGUCGCUCAGGCCUGGUUGGAUGAAGUCAAGAGCUGUGUCCCGUGGUCCCAGUGGUACUGGUUACCCACCGCCCUGCCCCCCAGCGAGCCCUUGGCUGCUGUCUAAGACUUGAAGAGGUUCUGGAAAUAAAUAAAUAAAGUUUAAAUGCAACAAAA